Penaeus chinensis is the source of this 2049-nucleotide messenger RNA. RefSeq names its product heme-binding protein 2-like. The transcript has 7 exons. Lineage: Eukaryota; Metazoa; Arthropoda; Malacostraca; Decapoda; Penaeidae. The coding region runs from base 1 to 870 and encodes 289 amino acids. The record is from RefSeq and is a predicted model, not a curated record.
AUGACGCCUGACGAAGGACCCCUCACCUUCCAAGGUCUCCCUGGAUUUCGUGGCCCCUGCCAUGGAUGCUCUCGAAAAGGAAACGACGGGGUAAGGCACACUGUAGAUCCAUCGAGUCCCCUGCCUCACCACAAUCGGCGCAAAGUGGUCCGUCACUACCUCAUCGCAGAUAUCUCCCACCUUGUCUUCCAUGAAAAAGGCUGCCGACAAGCACGAUCGCACGUGCCCUCUGCCACGAAGUCCAGCAGAUGCCAGGAAAAAUUAAGUGUACCUCCUCCCGUGAGAGCUGUAAUAGUAUAUCCAAAACUGCAUCCGGGGAAUCCUACAGCCUCUUUUGAGCCUCCUCAAAACGUUGCAGCUAAUUCCCUCUCUGCAUGCCCACAGGGCUACGAAGUGCGCGCGUACCCAGCGGCCAAGUGGGUCUGCCACAGCCAGGUCCAGCAGGCGGCCAGCAGGCGCAAGGACACGCGCGCCUUCUUCGCCCUCUUCCGCUACAUUGACGGCGGCAACGAAGCAGAGGCCAAUAUCCCGAUGACCGCGCCCGUCAGCAUGAAGAAGACGCCCAUCGACGACAAAAUCGACGCCCAGAUGUGCUUCUACCUGCCCGCCGACCGCCAGGCCAGCCCGCCAGCGCCCACUAACGCCGAGCUGUACAUCGAGGAGCGCCCCGCCUUCACCGCCUUCGUCAGGACCUUCGGGGGCUUCGCGAACAAAGAGCGCGUUUGGGAGGAGGCUGCAGAGGCCCUCAAGAUCGACCUCGAGGCAGCGCAGGAGGACGGAGUCGACUUCUCCUUCUUCUACAGGGCUGGCUAUGACUCCCCGAUGAAAUUCGAAAACCGGCGGAAUGAGGUUUGGUAUCUGAAGAAUUAAAAAUGUAAUGAAGCAGCCUUCAUCUCCACUACUGUUGGAAUUACGUUAAUCAUUCUCAUACAUAAAGACAGACGCAUACUGAAGGGGAACGUGUUAAAGGAUUUGUUUACCCUUUUUCGCCCUCCUUUCUGUAUCUAAAUGCUGAGAUGUUGCUAAGGAAUCGCUGAUGUUUUUAGUAUUCCUAAUAUCUAUCUCUUCUGAAAUUGUGAUUAAUAAGAAAUAUUCAAAUAUAUUGCAAAAAUGGUGCUCAUUGUUAUUGUUAAAUUUGUUUAUGUUACUCUCAUUUUCAUUUUUUGUUACACAUGUAUUUACAUGUAUAAUAAAUGUAUAAUAAAUACGUGUAAUUCUACGUUUUUUUUUAUUGCCGCUUGUUUCACAAUCUCUCCUAUAUUCAAGUUAAUUUCUUUACUCUUUAUCUUAAGUACAUGGUUAAUGAAAAUUAAUCAUUCUAAUAUCUUCCGAAGGAUUUUAGAUUUUACAGUCCAAUCAUAUUCCACUCUUCUGGGAGUUUACAUUUAUAUGCGAAGUCUCCUUUUGAAGACAUCUCGUACAAUGAUUCUUUUUUUUGCAUGACUCUCCCACACUCCCUUCAUUAAAUUUAAAUAAAUCAUAACAAAAAUAAAUUUCUUGUCCGCCAACGCAAGAGGGAAGCGAGAAAAAAAAAAAAAAACGUUAUCUGCGGGGCUGUUGCUUUGUUGCGUUUUAAAUUUGGACUUUACGAAAAUUUUGCUUGGUUAUCACUUGUUUUGAUUUGUUAUUACACUUGCCAGCCACCCUGCAGAAGUCGAGGUAUUCUGGACAAGCUAUUGCGUGCUAAGCUAUAAUUAAGAUAUUAUGCCCAUUCUGCCUCAUUCAAAGUAGCCCAAAAUGCAGAUUUCGGGAAAUGUAGACUUUAAUAAUUUUUCAUGAAAUUUUAUCACUUUAUGAAAAGCUUCGUGCUUAAAAAGGCAAAAUGAGUUCGAGACGCCAAGGCCUGCCGUCACGGCAGAUUUAGACCUUGGGUCCUUCAUCAACAUAAAAGCCAAAAAUAUGUUAGUUGCCGACGUAAACUUCUGAUUUGAUUUAUCUGUUUUAUUGACUAAGCAUAUUGACUACAAUUUUCAGUUUGUAAUAGGCCAUAGUGAUAUGUUAGACUUAUAUUACAAUAAUUACAUAUGUUAAUAAAUGUUACCUAACCUA